UUUAUGGGAAAAAACUGAUUUCACUCUUUCAUUAUUUUCUGGCGUUUUUGAUCGUUUUCAACUGACUACAUUUUAUUUCUUGGUUGCCAAAAUAUUUUCCUCGUGCAGUCGUUACCUCUUUCUUGUGAGGAGAGGGCUUCUGCUUAAUCUAGUAAACCGUAGAUCUUAUCUUGUAUCUGGCAAAGUAAAUAGGCGAACGUGAAUGGAGGCAUGAUCUAAUUGUAAUUUGAGUUAACGCAGCAAUAUGCACUGUUAAUCUGGAAUUACGGUUUUCAUUGGCUAGACGGAGGGGAAAAAUUCAAUUAAGGUUACUUAGUUGCAACGAUUUUUGUUUACUCAAACCAACGGCAAUCGUUAAAAGAAAAAUAUCACAGUCAGGAUGCAAAUCGUAGUUUUGAAGCGUAUAUUUUGGUGUUCAAUAAUCUUCGUUAACGUGACCGUUAUUUCAACAACGUUAACCUUACAAAACGAUCACACCAUGAAUUCUUCGACAUUGCAACCCAUGGAAAACAGCUUUAAAGGCUUUUCCGUGUCACAUAAAAUUCGUCAGUAUGAAAUGGAAGAUGUCGUGCUGUGUCUUGAUUCCUUGUUUAACGUCAAGAAGCAUUCCAUUCAUAUUGCUUUCCUUGGCGACUCUCUCAUCCGGAAUCAGUUCUUGAGCUUUACUUCGUUGAUUCCUAACUACGAUCGAAACCUGCCGCUCCACCUAAAAGAAUACGAGUCUCAUUUUCAUGAAAAUCGAAACAUGCACAGUCCACUUUUAAACGACCUACUAGUUUCUUUUCGAUGGCGAGCUUUAGUAAAUGACGAAUUGCUAACUGAUUUCAGAAUGUGGAAUAUGCAUACUGUAGAUGAUCAUGGAACACCGGAUUUCAUUUUUUUGGGAUCAACAGCUCACAAUAUGUUACAGAACAGUAAAAAGACAUACAUGGAAAAAAUAGAAACAGACUUGUUGCCAGUACUUCAAAAUUUUUUGAGAAUUCAUCCGAGGAAGCAAAUAUUUUGGGUAAUUCAAAGCCCAACAACAGAUAUGUUGAGACCCAUUUCUGGACCUAACAAUCAUAUUAUUCACAAUACAAAAAUUGAUCAAUACAAUUCUAUUAUACGUACGAUAUUCAAGGGUACACGAAUUGCUGUAUGGGAUUCACUGCUUCCCGCCAUCGAGGAGUACAUACGCAGUUGCUUCCUCGGACAAUUUUACCAGUACGAUGUUAAUGGAUAUAAACUAUGUGAUGACUUUAUUCAUCCCGGACACCAAGUUCUAUCAAUGGGUAGUCAUUUAAUUCUUAAUUUUAUUUGUACCCAUAACAAUAAAUACAAGGAGCUGGAAGGUUUCGCUGAUGCUUUUUUGUCAUAAGAAAAGGUAAGAGCUAUAUGAUUGGCUGGUCGUUCGAUUUGAAACUAGCUUUUUUAAAUUUUAUUUUUGGCCUGGCUAAAAUAAAAAAGAAUCGCCAUUAAGGGAUAUAAUCCUAAUAUCCUUCCAGUAACAUUUAAAUUUUCUAUUAUACUUUCAAUUCUGGUUUCCAUGUUCUUCCUACUUUUCGCCUACCAUUCGUGAUAGUACCAAAGCCGUAGAUAAAUAGUAAAAAAUUUUCGUGCCAAUUCUUUGGUAGCAAUCGCUAUCUUUUUGAACGAAAACCAUCGAUUUUUCAAAAGUAAGAUAAAGUAGAUCUUCACAAUAUGUCCCAUGUGCAUUUGAUUAUGUACUAUACAUGAGUAAAAAAAAGAGAAAACAGAAAGUUCUUCACUGUUAAAAAGGGUACCACUUAUUUGGGGUUGCCAACCCCGAAAAAUGUGAAGAUGUACGAAAUUUUGACUUUUUUCGAAAAUUUCGGGGUUUUAACUACUAUUCACCUUUUUUCAUUUUUAAAGCAAAUUUUUUGGACAAAAAACCCCAAAAUUUCUAGCCUCAAAAAGGAUAACACAUUUUACAAGAAACAACGUAGGUAGGGGAGGGUGGGGCUAGUUGGUACAAUUCUUUCAAUUUCUUCUCUGGUUUCUUUAAUUUUUCAUAUUUUGACACCAA
Messenger RNA from Daphnia magna, 2026 nucleotides. RefSeq lists its product as uncharacterized. The coding region runs from base 380 to 1357 and encodes 325 amino acids. The transcript is spliced from 6 exons. NCBI's taxonomy places the organism in Eukaryota, Metazoa, Arthropoda, Branchiopoda, Diplostraca, Daphniidae. The record is from RefSeq and is a predicted model, not a curated record.